UAUAUUUUAUAUUAUUAUUAUAUUAUCAUUAUAUAAGAAAUUCUCCCAAACAUAUUACUAUUACUUUUAUUAUGCGGGUAUAAAGGCAUUUCGCCUUAACGCAGACGGCUGACCGGCUAUUUUUGCCAUGUAUCGUUCCUACUGGCCAUCGCUAUCUUAUCUUAUUUUAUUUGUAAGACGAUUCUCACUAAUCCAUUUCUAUAUUGCUAUUAUCGUUUUAAAAUGUUAGUAAUUUUACAGUCGUCAUGUUACUCGUGUGUAAUUCGUAUUUCGUACUGUACUCGCCUGUACUGCUGUUGUCCGUAGUGUUUUCGUUUGUAGUCUCGUGUUCAAUUAUUCUGUUUUAAAAUGUCACAAAAACGACAAAGUGAAAUAAACUUUUUUUUUAAAAAGUUGAAAACAAGUGACGAAAAUAAUCUAUCUCCAAGUGAUGGUAUAGAAAAUGUAAACGUGUUACCAACAGAGUCAGAGCCAGCUACAUUUUCUGAUUCGUGUGAAGUCGAUUCUAACAGUCGAUAUGAUAUCGCAUUUGCUAUUGAAGAAAAUGCAAAUCUAAAAAUUCGAAACGAUCCAAAUAUGCUUUACAAAUAUUUAAAAGAAACGUGGUCACCUAAACAAAAUUAUAUUUUCCCUGUUUAUGAAUGUACUGGUGAAAAUUUAGCAAAUACAAUCGUCCAAAAAUUAAAAGAAAUUGGUUUAAGUUUGGAAUUUUUACGAGGGCAGGGAUAUGAUGGUGGAGCAAAUAUGUCUGGUAAAUACUGCGGAGUUCAAGCUAGAAUCUUAAAUUUGCAACCAAAGGCAAUAUACACUCAUUGUGCAUCGCACCGCCUAAAUCUAACUUUAAUAAAAGCAUGUAGAGACAUGAUAUCGAAAGAAAAGUAUCGAUACUUUCACUUGGUAACGAAUGGAAUGAAAAUAACGACACGUAACGACCGGUCAGUGACUAAGUGUACCUUUUGGCCAAAAGAAGAGGAACAAUGCCGAAACAUCACACAUGAUAUAGCAGAACUUGCAUCUUAUUCCUUCUACACCCAUUUAUUACAUUUUUUAUUUACUUAAACCACUAAAAUGUCAAAUCUUCAACAUAGUGGCAACUUGAGAAAUGCUCCUGCGAAGAGUGUCCUUGAUGUGGUGAUAUAAAUAUUGGCAAAUAGUGGUGUAUCAAGUCGACUGAGUGAUCCAGUAAUAGCUAAAAAUUUCUCAUUAUUGAUUGAUAUAAAUGGUAUUAAAGAUGACAUUAAAGAAU
This is a messenger RNA of Sipha flava (yellow sugarcane aphid), 1246 nucleotides long. RefSeq lists its product as uncharacterized. The transcript is spliced from 5 exons. The record is from RefSeq and is a predicted model, not a curated record. NCBI's taxonomy places the organism in Eukaryota, Metazoa, Arthropoda, Insecta, Hemiptera, Aphididae. Bases 349 to 1059 code for a protein of 236 amino acids.